This is a messenger RNA of Vitrella brassicaformis, 2458 nucleotides long. The record is from the annotation of a GenBank genome assembly. NCBI's taxonomy places the organism in Eukaryota, Vitrellaceae.
UCACCUUGGGCGAUCGAAGCCUCGAGCUGAUCCCUCAACGACGGACGUUCGAUGGCAGACACUCUCCUGCACACACACACACACACACACACAUGCACACACACACACACAGAGACACACACAAAGAGGGUCACUUCUUCAGCCGUAUCACCUUUUGCCAUGAUACAGUGUCAGACGAGCUAUGGACUCGUCCCAAAAGGUAGAACGUGUGAGGCACCACCCAAUCAAUCUGAUCCAUGGAAAGGCAAGACAAUGAGACAUGCAGAUGCCUUCAUGCGUGUCAUCGGCAGCACUGCGCGUGUGUACUUUAAUUUUCUCCUGCCGUUCCACGAUCAAGCACAUGAUGUACUCCUGGUGCAAUAGGUGCUCUUCUCUCUCGUCGCCUUGCUCUCGGCUUGAGAUGCUUGCAAGGAUCUUCCUUCCUCCUCUCCUCAGACGAGAUCUCGUCGACCUUAUCACCUUAACAUAACAACCCUGCCCACCACCGCAUUUCACGGCACACCACGAUUCAGCAUCCGUCCCAAUUCGACGUCCACUGUGGCGACGUUCGCACCGUUCUCGAGGAAGUCAACGCGGCCAUGAUGAUCGCCCUUGUGCAGAGCUGCAAAGACAAACAAAGACGAAACAACACCAGAAGGGCGCCGUGCUGACACAGGAAGGCGAGAAAGGUGACGAGAGAGAAGAGAGGGUUUUCGGCUCGCUCAAUGGCUGACCAGCUUGAGAUAGUCCGCUCGCAUCUGCCUGCCUUCACUGCCCGUCCCGAGUGCGUCCUGUCCGUCCCCGUCGUCCAGCAGCCAUGCGAUGUAUGCCAGUGGAGCGCGCUCGGCGUCGGAAAUGGACGAGAAGUCAGCUGCACAGGCACGACAGAACUGUCAUGCACACGUGGCCGGCUCGCUCUGUCUGACCUGGCCCGACGAUAGCCUUGACGUUGGCAAACUGGCGCAGGACGAAGAAAGGCCACACGAACUGCAUCGCCUUCUGUUGUUUCAGCUGCGGCAGCAGGUCGCCAUAGUCAAUUGGCCAUAGUCGCUGGCUGAACCAGCAAAUGCCCAUCUGCCCACCGGCACCGAACUGAACACGACAAAAGGCCAGCACCGCAUCCAUCGACUUGCUGACAGUGUGCGCACCUCCGCUGCACAAUGGUGACGGCGUGUUGGUAGUCGUGCUCGCACACCCUGCAGCACAAUCAGAAGCCAUCGAUCCGCUGUCAAUUAUGAGGUCGAGUGGCCCUCCCGACAGUUACGCGGCGUCGAAAUGCAGGUGGUCUCUGAACAGGGGAGGGAGACUUCGCUGCAGCAGAAAGCAGGCCACCCAGCGGACCGCGCACGGCAACCACCGGAUCGUGCAGCUGACCGGUAGCGGAUGGUCGUCUUUCAUCAUGAGAAGCUGCCCCGUGGCGUAAGCGAUGACGUGUCGAUGGGGGCACUCGUCGGCAACGCAGACAAAUAGCGAGACAGUACUCAAAUCGCCCGCCCACCUUUCUCAGGAGCUCGCAGCCGCACUCCGGCGAUGAGGCAACACCCAGCGCAUAGGAAACCGCAAAGGACGACCACUCCUUCCAAUUGCCGCGCCGUCGGAUCACCCGCACCAUCGCUACCAGGCACAGCACAUUGCCUGAACGAGGUAGAGGGGCAUAGACUCAUCGAUUUGUUUGUCUCUACCCACCUUCGGUGAAGUCGAUGCAGCGCAGCAGGUCCUUCUCCAUUCAUUGCCAGCCGGGCGGGGGCUCACUCAACAAACGUACGCUAGCAGAAAGACAGGCAGAUAGACAGCUGAUGGAUAUAAUCUUGUUUGUUGUCGUACCUGCCGGUCUUCGGUGUAGAGGGCCUCUUCUUUGAAGGGGCGCCGACUCCGAGGCCUGUUUCAUUGAGUCCCAUUGGCCAAUGCAGCAUACACGAUGCAUCUACUGAUCCAUCGCACUCUUAUUGCACCACGUGGUGGCCGCAUGAUGCGCUCGCUGCAUGGGUGGGGAAAGAGCCAACGAAAAUAAAAUGUAAGCAGCAAUCAAUGCUGGCGUCAGCACCAGCUCUCCUCGAUGAUGGCUGACAAUAGGACAGGGAAGGAGGAAGGAUGUGCGGUGAUCAAAGGUCGGCUGCUUCUGCCUGCCUUUCUUACUACCGCUGCUUGUCCAGGCCUGGCACCGCUUGAGGGGUUUAUUCAUUGUUGGCGGCCCACCGGUAACUCGCUGCCGCUCGGCCGAUGAUAAGAUGCCCAUGUCCAGGCCCGUCACCGACAGAAGUGACGAUAUGCUUGCGGUGGGGUGAUUCGUGUCCGUGGUUUGCGUCUUCUGGUACAGGCUUGCGAAGCUUAUCAGGCUGUUGUUACUGAAGCGGCCCACGUAGGGCAAGUCGGGCGUGCCUUCAAGUUUGUAGAGGGAUGAAGACAUGGAGAGAAGGUGGUGGUUUCUCCCCCAGUCGUCCAAGCGGUCCACAUCGAGCAGCUGGCCAUCAACGACCAU